Camellia sinensis is the source of this 2034-nucleotide messenger RNA. Lineage: Eukaryota; Viridiplantae; Streptophyta; Magnoliopsida; Ericales; Theaceae. The record is from RefSeq and is a predicted model, not a curated record.
UUCAUAAAACUUUUCACUGAGGACAUCCCAAAUCUUUUACCAAACUGAGGACCUGGGCCAAGCUUUCACCAGUUUAUUGUGCGUGAACAUUGGGGGCGGGACCCACCGGACGAUCGGUUGGAUGUCCAGCUAGUUACCCCCGGCCAUCUGGUUAACUGCAUAAUUCCCAGAACCAGUAGGCAUAGCACUCUCAAAGCAUUAUUCGAUAGAUUCUCUCUUCAAACCUCUCUUUGUCUUUACCAACUUCUUUAUUUCUCUCUAAAAAGCUCUCAGUUGUACAACCUUUGCUUUUUCUCUCUGAUACUUUGUUUUGUCAUUUGAGCUAUAUAUAUAUAUAUCAACGUGAGUGCAGUCGUCGUUGAGAUUAAGGGUCAACUGCUUACCAAUGACCUCGACAAUCUGUCGGUCCAAGAACAAGUUUGCUUUCUCAUAGAUCUUGUUUGGUUCCUGAGAAAAAUUAAGGGAGAAAAUGAAAACUUUGAAUCUCUUAUGUUCUUUUCUAGUUUUCUUUAAUAAACUAGAAUUGGGUUUGAAAAAAACAAUCGAGUCGAAUACUUAGGUUAGGUUCAGUUUAGUGGAAUUUUAAGGAGAAAGAUUAGGGUUUUGAAGCUUUUCUUUCCCCUUGCUUUAAUUUAUCCAUUUUCUCAGCAAUCAAACAGAGCCUAAAGGUUAUUGUUGUUUGUUGAUGAGAUUUGUUUACGUAUGUAGUGAUUGUGAUUUUCAGUGGAAAAUGUAGAGUACAGAGGGGAAGGGUCAACAAGUGGGUUGUGAGAAUCAUCAUGGAAUUUUGCCAUUUGUUUGAAUAAGAUAGUGCUUCAAGAAACUGCUCUUGUAAAAGGUUGCGAGCAUGCCUAUUGGUUUGUCUGAAUCACUUCUCAGUAUAUCUCAUAAAAACCCAAAAGUUUCACAAUUUUUUCAUCAUCACAUUCAUCAUCAGAGGAUGAGGAAGAAGAAAAGGAUGAAAAUGAAGUGAACAAAUAAGAAGUUAAGCGAGUCAUAGGUUAAUCUGUUUAUAUCUGUUUUUUGAAGUCCAUAAUUAAUGGAGGUAAAAAGAAAUGGAAAAGAUUUAAUGGAGGAGGAAAAAAAUGGCAAAGGAAUUGAGGGAAACAGAAAUGGAAGGAAAAAAAAAUCAUUUUGCUCUUGCCAGUCAACCGGCUAGUCGUCUCUCCGAAUAUCUUGUGUUUUGAUGAAAGUUAUAGUAGUUCACCAUUACAGUGACUAAUAUCAGAUAGAGGAAUUGGCCAUAUUUUUAUUCAAAUUUGAUGAAAUUUUUGUUGAACCAUUGGAGAUGCCUUGAGAAAGAGUAAUGUAUGAUAGAAAAAAGAUUUUAAGGAGAGAGAAUAGUAGUUUAUGGGUGAAAAAACAAAUGAUCUGAUCCAUUAAUUUUUUGUUUGAAAAGAUUUACCCCAUUGAUUUAAAAUGUAUUUCUCAUACAUUUUGGAACAAAUUCAAAAACAAUUCUCCCAUUAUUAUAUAGAUUUAUCCAAUGAUUUAAAAUACCUGUUGUGCGACAUCAAAAUUAUAAAGGUGUCUUGUGGUAGUGGUUACUCUCUCUCUCCCUCCCCCCUUCAAUAUGGAAGUGACAGUGAGCUCAAUUGUUGGCUCCGUAGCUUUGGUAAGUUUGCUAACAUGCGCAUGGAGGGUGGUGAAGUGGGUGUGGUGGAGGCCAAAGCAGAUAGAGAAGAGGUUGAGAGAGCAAGGAUUCAAGGGAAAUCCGUACAAGUUGUUGUACGGAGACAUGAAAGAGAUGAUAUCGGUGAUGAAAGAAGCAAGAUCCAAACCCAUGGACGCGUCCUCAGACGAUAUUGUCCCGCACGUCAUACCAUCUUACCAUCACUGUCUCAACCUUCAUGGUAAAGAUUACUUUCAAUGGAUGGGCACAACACCAAGAGUAACCAUUGCAAAUCCUAAACAUAUAAAGGAGAUCUUGUUUAACCAUGAAGUCUUUCAAAAACCAAAGCAAAACCUAGUUUUAAGAUACCUAGUCAGAGGGCUAGGGACAUAUGAGGGUGAGAAAUGGGCUAAACACAGAAA